Neodiprion fabricii is the source of this 828-nucleotide messenger RNA. Its product is annotated as matrix-remodeling-associated protein 5-like. The record is from RefSeq and is a predicted model, not a curated record. Bases 1 to 828 code for a protein of 275 amino acids. Gene Ontology annotation, molecular function: protein binding. NCBI's taxonomy places the organism in Eukaryota, Metazoa, Arthropoda, Insecta, Hymenoptera, Diprionidae. Gene Ontology annotation, cellular component: plasma membrane. The transcript has a single exon.
AUGAAGCUCCACGGUUUGUUAGCAUUCAUCUUCGGCACGGUAGGGUUUGCCCGUUUGUCGAGGAGUUCGUGUUUGCUUCGAAAUGCGAAGCCGAAUGUGUACUGGUACCAGUGCUUCAGGACGAAUAAUUAUUUGGCCGAUGUGGAAAGGGCACCAAUCGACGUGGACAGAGUGACGUUUGGUAAUUCUAACAUAAAAAUUGUGCUGGACAGGUCUUUCGACCGUUUGAGUAAGAAUUUGGCACGAUUGGGAUUUUUCUACUGUGGUACCGAAGAAAUCGAGAACAACGCUUUUCAGGGACUGACAGAGCUGGAAUUUUUGGCCGUCACCGGAGGCAAAUUGCAGGUCAUAAAGGGCGCCUGGUUUGAGGGACUUUCGAAAUUGCGGGUUGUUUCGUUCCAAAACAAUCAAAUUAAGCACAUAGAAGACAGUUUCUUCUCCACGUCCCCGUUGCAAGUGGUGGACAUUUCCUCGAACAAGAUAACGUGUCUUCCAAUUGCUUCGUUAACCAAUUUCAAAGUGAAGGAGCUCUACUUCCAGUUCAAUCGUCUCACGUGGAUGUGCCAAGACAUGAUAAUAGACUGGUUGAAGGGCAAGAACAUUGAGACAGGGCACCACUUCCCGGAGUAUAAAGAUGCACCCUACGAGCUUAUUAAAAUGUGUUCAAACAAAUUACCCAAGUCUUAUCUUGACGAAGAAAGUUUUAACAAAUGUAUUGAAAACAGAACCAGCGAAUUAUUACCCAACCGAGAGAAUUACACCAUUAAACAGUUCUGCGAAUUUCUGGAGAAAAAACCGUCACCUUUCUUAGAUUGUAAUGAGGAUUGA